AUGGCGACUACAAGAAGUAUCGCGUUCAUCACUGGCGCAAACGGCGGGCUUGGUCGAGCGAUUGCCGAAAACCUGGCGGCCGAGCAUUCAUACCACACGAUCAUCGGAUCUCGUGACUUGACACAAGGCGCAGAUGUGGCAGCAUCACUUCGAGACCGCGGGUUUUCCGCCUCCUCUGUGCAACUAGACCUGACCUCAGAUGACUCCAUCUGCGCUGCCGUGAAGCAGAUCGAGGAGGAGCAUGGGAAACUCGAUGCACUAGUCAACAAUGCCGGGCUCCUUCUUGAGCUCAACGGAAUCAGCAUGCCACUACGAGACCUCAUGAACCAGACCUUCCAAGUCAACGUUUUUGGAACGGCAGUCCUCACCGAAACAUGCAUUCCACUGCUUCGGAAAGCUGUCGCACCUCGCGUCGUUUUCGUUGGCUCAGUGAACGGCUCAAUCACGAAAGCCCUUGACCGAGAUUGGGAGUUAUACGGGAUCGAUUUCCCAGCAUACAAGACGAGCAAGGCGGCUAUGCACAUGUUGGCGGUCCGGUACGUCGCCAAACUGGAAGAUAUCGGGGGCAUGGUCAAUGUCGUUUGUCCAGGGCUGGUCAAGACCAAGAUGGUGGACUUCAAUGCCGGCGGCCGUUCCCCUGAUGUUGCAGCACUGAAGGUCGUCAAGAUGGCUACGUUGGCAAAGGGUGGGCCUAACGGCACAUUCUCUAAUGAGGAGGGUGAAUGCGCCUGGUAG
Messenger RNA from Neoarthrinium moseri, 735 nucleotides. RefSeq lists its product as uncharacterized. Lineage: Eukaryota; Fungi; Ascomycota; Sordariomycetes; Amphisphaeriales; Apiosporaceae. Gene Ontology annotation, molecular function: oxidoreductase activity. The record is from RefSeq and is a predicted model, not a curated record. The transcript has a single exon. Bases 1 to 735 code for a protein of 244 amino acids.